Prorocentrum cordatum is the source of this 685-nucleotide messenger RNA. The record is from the annotation of a GenBank genome assembly. Lineage: Eukaryota; Dinophyceae; Prorocentrales; Prorocentraceae.
AGGAGGCCCAGGCCCGGCGUCUCCGCCCGCGGCCCUGCCGCGCGCCGAGGGGGGCGCCUUCUCUCGCCCCUGCGCGCGCGCGCCGCCCACGGGCUGCGGAUGGACGCGUUCCUGGAGGAGGACCCGCUCGACCGCGUCGGCGGCGGCGACACAGACCCGCUCGGAUCCUCCGCCGGCGCCGGCGCCGGGGGCGCUGGCGGCGACCCAGGCGCCGGCCAACCCGGUCCUCUCUUCAACACGGACGUGGAGACGCUCCUCACGCGGUGGCGCAACGAGAAGUUCGCGCCAGAGCUGCUGCGCUUCGACGCGGAGGUGGUGGAGAACCUCAGCGAGGUCGUGGAGUUUGUCGCGGAGGGCCUCGAGGAGGAGAAGGCCGACGGCGAGAGCGGCGACUCCGGGGGCGGCGGCCCGCACUACCUCCUGCGGUGCAUCGACAUGGAUCGCGUGAAGUACCUUCUGCGCGACUACCUGCGCAUCCGCCUGUGGAAGCUGCGACGGUGGCCACAGCACUACCUGGAGCCGGGCAACCUAGAGCUCUUGAGCAAGGCGGAGCGGACGCUCGUCGUGAAGAACUACUGGGAGCUCAAAAAGCAGUACCUGGAUAACAAGUUCCUGAGCGGCCUGCCGAUUCUCAAGCAGAAGCUGGACGACAAGGUGGACCUUCUUGACAUGAUCCGUCGUCCAG